This is a messenger RNA of Oryzias latipes (Japanese medaka), 1131 nucleotides long. Lineage: Eukaryota; Metazoa; Chordata; Actinopteri; Beloniformes; Adrianichthyidae. The record is from RefSeq and is a predicted model, not a curated record.
AUAACUCAAAAGUGUUUUCUUUCUUUUGCUGUACCUAAUUGUGAUCGAGUCACAGGUGUGAGGAUCGUUAAGCAUCCCCACCUGAACCAAUCAAAGAACCAAAAGCUUGCAGCCACUGCAUCAACCCAAGAUCAGGAGAUCUGUCAUCCAAGUCCAUGGAUAUUCAACCACAAAGGAGGCAACCAUUGGAGGCCAUUCAAGAGGAGUCGGAGCAGGAGGAUGAAGCUGAGAGCAGGAGAUCAUCUGAAAAGGAGUAUCAUCCACUUCAGGUAGCUGCACAGGCAGAAGAGGUACUGAAUGAAGAAAAUAAAGAGGAGGAGGAGGAGGAGGAGGAGGAGGAGGAUGAAGAAGAUGAUGAUGAUGAACCACUGCGAGUUCUGAGGUCCAGAAGCCGCUCAAGAUUAAGCAGAACAAGUUUGAUUCACACCCAGUCCAGAAAUGACGAAGUUCAAAAUGUUUCUGUGGCUGAUUUGAGCACAAAAGAUAUUGAUGUAAGCAGAACUUCACCACAGUCAGAUUCAAGAGAGUGCAUAAGUAGCAGGAGCUUCAGGUUAAAAGCCUCUGAGAUUAGUUGGGAAAAACUAUCAGAACAUACUCCAUCAGUGAAGAAAAAGAAGCAUAAGUUUAAGGAUGAGCUGUUUCCUCCGUGGGUCGUGAAUCUGAUGAUCAACAUUGAAGAGGCAACAUCUCAUCAACUGGUCGUUGAGUGAUGUUCAUCACCGUAGGCCUCCCCAGUGGAAUGUCAAACUAGCGGCAGACAUGAAUGCACAGUCAAUGGAUUGGUGGACAGAACAGUUAAUGCCCUCCCCAGGACUGGAAGAAAAUCAAGGAUCAAAACAGAAUGCAGCUGCUAUGAAGAUGACAUUACUUUUGGAGAAUCAAUGGUUUGCUUUGACUUUGUAAAUUAUAUGUAUAAAUUAGACCAAUCUUGUUGGUCAAUUAUUCUAUUGUGUAUGUACAAAGGGAAAUAUAUUUUCCCCUGACAAUUGUAACUUCAUUUUAAGGAAACAUUUUGGUUUUAUUAUUUAUAUAAAGAUAAGGAUAAAAAUGUAAUCAUUAGUUAAAUGAAUCAAAUUUGCUAAAUUAAAGUAUUGGGGGCAUCAAAAGUCUCAACUUAGUUUUUAACAUUAA